AUGACAUCUAUUCAAGUUGAACGACAUUGGGAAGCGAUGAAAAUAGAUACACUCACUGAUAAGCGUGUGGUGGCGAGCGAUAAAAAAAGAAACUCAUCAGAAAGCCAUACAAACGCAAUUUUGUUUUUAAAAGAAAUAAUGAUGAAUCAUAAUUUUCGUGUAUCGAAGUCAAAGUUGCCUGGAAGUGUGGCAAGAAGCGUUGCAUUGAAAUUAACGCUGACUACUUCUCGCGUUUACUUGCGAGAACGUCUCGAAUCUGAUGUUACGAUUAUUGUUACUGCAAAUUGUUGGCUUUAUUGCCUUCUUUUAUCGCGAUACGUUGCAACCAUCACAGCAUGUCAACUUCAAGUUCUUCUCUGA
Messenger RNA from Clunio marinus, 360 nucleotides. NCBI's taxonomy places the organism in Eukaryota, Metazoa, Arthropoda, Insecta, Diptera, Chironomidae. The record is from the annotation of a GenBank genome assembly.